CUGGAGCGGAGGCAGUGUUCCGUGCCAUCACCAUCGGCAACAGAGUCAACUGUCCCGUCUACAUCACCAAGGUGAUGAAGCAAGACUGCUGCCGACACCAUUACCCUGUUCAGGGGAGAGUGUCUGGGUCACCUGUUCUGUUGUUGGCUCCUCCCACCAGGUUCCGUUGUGUUUGGGAGCCAAUCACAGCCAGCCUGGCCACAGACGGAUCGCACUAUUGGAGCAAGAACUGGGCCAAGGCCGCCGCCUACGUGACAUCACCGCCGCUCAGCCCCGGCCCCACCACCCCAGAACACCUCCACGACCUGCUGGCCUGCGGGGACCUGCAGGUUGUUGGCAGUGCCCACUGUGCCUACAGCACGUCCCAGAAGGCCAUAGGAAAAGAUGACUUCACCCUGAUCCCCGAAGGAACCAACGGUAUCGAGGAGAGGAUGGGCUUCGUCUGGGACAAGGCUGUGGUGAGAGAGGAAAUUGAUGAGAACCAGUUUGUGGCGGUGACCAGCACCAACGCUGCUAAGAUCUUCAACCUGUACCCCCGGAAGGGACGCAUCGCUGUGGGUUCUGACGCUGACAUCGUUAUCUGGGACCCAGACAGGACCAAAACAAUCACCUCCAAACUGCAGCAGUGG
Messenger RNA from Oncorhynchus keta (chum salmon), 629 nucleotides. RefSeq names its product dihydropyrimidinase-related protein 1-like. Lineage: Eukaryota; Metazoa; Chordata; Actinopteri; Salmoniformes; Salmonidae. Gene Ontology annotation, molecular function: hydrolase activity, acting on carbon-nitrogen (but not peptide) bonds, in cyclic amides. The transcript is spliced from 4 exons. Gene Ontology annotation, cellular component: cytosol. The annotation marks the transcript as partial. The record is from RefSeq and is a predicted model, not a curated record.